Aspergillus caelatus is the source of this 1511-nucleotide messenger RNA. RefSeq lists its product as uncharacterized. The transcript has a single exon. The coding region runs from base 161 to 1267 and encodes 368 amino acids. The record is from RefSeq and is a predicted model, not a curated record. Lineage: Eukaryota; Fungi; Ascomycota; Eurotiomycetes; Eurotiales; Aspergillaceae.
CACCUGACGUUUGUUUAUCGAUAAGAGAGCAGGUGAUCAGCUUCACUCGAGCUUAUAAAGUGGAAGCCGAGAGCUUACAAGUUGCCAUUGCAAUCCACCCAAACAAAGCCUCAAUGUCCUUCCCUGUCACCUCCUAAUCAUGUAGCGCAGCCUAUCAGAAAUGUCUCUUCCAAAACAUACCACAUCAACUUCCUUGUCCUCUUCGCCCUCCAAACAAUCCAUCCGGCGGACCACAGAGUCAAACGUCCCGUCUCGCCCGGAAAGCACCAUUGAUCGACCCACCACAGCCCAACAGACUCACAUAGUGUCUCAAGAACCACAAGUUUAUGAGCCAGUCGCAAACGUGACAUCCCCGCAUUCAGAAAAUGAGAGGCCGCAUGAGAUAUCCGCUUCACAUCCGCCAUUCCAACCGUUCUUCACGCUGAUUGAAGACGCUAGUACCUCCGAAUACUACCACCCAACUGUUCACUAUAUCUUCUCCGAUGAUGACACGGACAUUGUGACCGAGGCAGCCUUGCGCUCCUUGGAGCCCGAGCAAAAUACGCUGCCUCACGGCGGAAAGGGAACCUCCAGGGCCACACGUGACCAGCACCCACAGGAACAGGGUGAAGGAGCAGAGGAGGAGGAUGAACUGUCAAAUGAGAGAAAGGAAUCGUUGCUUCCGCCUCCGAUACCUGGUGUUCGGGAUAACUACAUCAUUCUCGAUAUGGACAUGCUUACUCCAGAUGAUAUGCAACACAUGAAUACUGCCCCCGGACAGGACGUCAGUGUCGGCUCCCCGGGGGCCCAAUCCGCUGUUCCCCAACAACAGCAAGAUUUCCAGAACCAUCACCAACAUGGUCAAAAAUUCGCGGUCACUUCAGCCUACAGCUUAACACCGACAUGGCAAGUUCUAAAUACCCAGCUGGUACCCGCCCCGACUUUUGAAAACAAUCCUUCCGGCGAGCACUCCCCAAACGGUGCCCUGAUGUUGAAAAUUCAAGGGACAGUCGGCUUACCUAUGACACUGCCUGGUAAGGAUAAAGAUAAAGAUAAUAGCACCCAGCGAUUGGAGGAUAUGAUGGAGCAGUUCUCGAAACGUUUAGCCGAGCUCCGGCAAGUUAUUGAAGUUGGAGAACAAGCGUACGUGCUAGGAAAUGCAGAUGAAGAACACAUGCCAACCGAGCCGCCAAACGCAGAGGAUACUGCUGUGGCAAGCCCCGAGGGCCAACAUGAAACCCAAACGCAGAACGGGGAUGAUAUGGUCAGCAAAAGCUCACGGCCUUGAUUGGUCUAGCUGUUGGCGCGAACGGAACCAUAGGCCUUGACAGAAGCCGUGCUUCUAACUCAAGAUGCUCAGCCUGGCCUGCUACACGCCGGAAUCUGAUCAGAAGUCAAAUUAAGAGAUAAUUACCUCCAGGUCAUUGAGAUGAAGGUGUAACACACUAUAUCGUCCAGUCUGCUACCGACAUUAUGAUCUUAAGUCCUUGUAUCUAUUAUAGCACAACGAAUAAAAGUAGCACCAAAAUAGC